GCGAACACCACUACCAACUUAUCUCUCUCUCUCACGCUCGCUCUCUCUCUCUCUUCCCUUGGCUCGCUUACGUUCCUUCAGAACAAGCGUGGUGGUUUCAAAAUCAAUCCCUCCGCAAGAAGUUAGAACAAUUGAUUCGAAUUCUGAAGGAAGCCCGCGAAACAAAUGGCGGGAGCGAGAGGAAUCAGUUCUUUGAGAAUGACUUGCCCCACGAUGGAAAUCUCUCGGUUGGGGUACCAGAAGUUGCUACAUGAGGUUAAGGGGCUUAGCUUUAGCAGUCAGCUAUCAGGAAAUUUGAGAGGCUGGAACUCAUUGCGAGUCAAUUUAAAAGUAAAUGCUGUCUGCCUUAGCUGCAAAGGUGAACUAGGAGCUGUUGCACAUGCUUUUGGAAGUAGCAGAUCUUCCUUUCAAGACAAUCUAGCGUCAGAAAAUAAUGCUGAAAUUAAAACUAAGGCUGUGGCAACUGGAGCAGAUGGCUCAAAAGUCAUCCCCGAGAGUGAUGACUUUUUUGUACAGGAAAGCAAUGGUACUGAUGGUGAUCUGGAUUGUCCUUCAGAAGGAUUUUCCUCUAUUGGAGAAGCUAUUGAGGAUAUUAGCCAAGGCAAGUUUGUAAUUGUUGUGGAUGACGAAAGCCGGGAAAAUGAGGGAGACCUCAUAAUGGCUGCCUCCAUGGUAACACCAGAGGCAAUGGCCUUUAUUGUAAAACAUGGGACUGGGAUCGUAUGUGUGGCCAUGAAAGGAGAACAUUUAGAGAGGUUAGAUCUUCCUUUAAUGGUGUCACACAAAGAAAAUGAAGAGAAGCUUUCUACUGCAUUCACAAUAUCAGUGGAUGCAAAAGUUGGUACAACCACAGGAGUCUCUGCCAAGGAUAGGACACGAACCAUCCAGGCUCUUGCAUCUCCGAAUUCAAAGCCUAAGGAUUUCAACCGUCCAGGUCAUAUCUUUCCUCUGAAGUACAGAGAGGGUGGUGUGUUAAAAAGAGCUGGACAUACAGAAGCCUCUGUGGAUCUCGCUGUGUUGGCUGGGUUGGACCCAGUUGGAGUUUUGUGUGAAAUUGUCGAUGAUGAUGGUUCAAUGGCUCGAUUGCCAAAGCUUCGUGAAUUUGCCAAAAAGGAGAAUUUGAAGAUUAUAUCAAUUGCCGAUUUAAUCAGGUAUAGAAGGAAGCGGGAGAAGCUAGUGCAGCGAGCAUCUGCAGCACGUAUACCUACAAAAUGGGGCCCCUUCCAAGCAUUUUGCUACCAAUCUCAGUUGGAUGGAAUUGAGCACAUCGCUUUCGUUAAGGGAGAGAUUGGAGAUGGUCAGGAUGUAUUGGUUCGGGUCCAUUCAGAGUGUCUUACAGGGGACAUAUUUGGGUCUGCCAGAUGCGACUGUGGGAUUCAACUAGCACGUGCAAUGGAGCAGAUUGAAUCUGCUGGAAGAGGUGUGCUUAUUUAUUUGCGAGGGCAUGAAGGAAGGGGCAUUGGGCUUGGACACAAGCUGCGUGCAUAUAACCUCCAGGAUGAUGGACGUGAUACAGUCGAAGCUAAUGAGGAACUAGGUUUGCCAGUUGACUCCAGGGAGUAUGGUAUUGGUGCACAGAUACUGAGAGAUCUGGGUGUUAGAACAAUGAAGCUGAUGACCAACAACCCUGCAAAAUACAUUGGACUUAAGGGUUAUGGUUUGACUGUUGCUGGGAGGGUACCUUUAGUGUCUCCAAUAACAACUGAAAACCGGAGAUAUCUGGAGACAAAGCGUUUGAAGAUGGGGCAUAUAUAUGGUUCUGAAUUCAGCAGCCAUCUAAAUGGUUCCCCUGAUGCAACUGAUGUCAAUAAUGCUGGUCCUGAUGCAACUUUCUGAUGGGGCCAGUCAUUCACAUAAAUUUGUGUCUAUUGAUAUCCUAUGGUAAGGUUCUUGUUUUAAGGGAUUGAUCUUUUUCUUUUUGUCUAUGAAGUUUCUUCUUAUAUUUGUGUCUAUUGAUCUCCUAUGGGUGAGGUUCUUGUUUUAAGGGAUUUUUUUUUUUAAGUUGUAGGAAGUUUCUUCAUUGGAAGUCAAUCAUUCUUGAGGAGAUAAGUGAACGAUAUCCUUUUUGUUUUCUUUUUUUUGCUUUAAGUUAGGACUGGCGACCUUCGGAUGUCUAAUGGAGUAAAGUAAACCUGGAUAUUCCAAAUACAAAUAAAGAUCCGUUUUUAAGAAAUGCAGAUGAUCAUAUUGUUUC
Molecule: messenger RNA, 2194 nt
Organism: Nymphaea colorata (pocket water lily)
Lineage: Eukaryota; Viridiplantae; Streptophyta; Magnoliopsida; Nymphaeales; Nymphaeaceae
Product: bifunctional riboflavin biosynthesis protein RIBA 1, chloroplastic-like
Exons: 8
Coding region: 166-1836 (556 amino acids)
Biological process (GO): riboflavin biosynthetic process
Cellular component (GO): chloroplast
Molecular function (GO): GTP cyclohydrolase II activity; 3,4-dihydroxy-2-butanone-4-phosphate synthase activity
Source: RefSeq, a predicted model, not a curated record